Molecule: messenger RNA, 5918 nt
Organism: Cornus florida
Lineage: Eukaryota; Viridiplantae; Streptophyta; Magnoliopsida; Cornales; Cornaceae
Product: F-box/kelch-repeat protein At3g06240-like
Exons: 3
Coding region: 10-1245 (411 amino acids)
Molecular function (GO): protein binding
Source: RefSeq, a predicted model, not a curated record
ACUAUAAAUAUGUGUAUAUCUACAUAUCAUGACUACGACUCCUGCGACAAGCUAGACGCCAUGCCUUUCCCUAACCUUUCCCAACAUCUUCUUGUUCAAAUACUCUCAAAAUUAGAUGUCAAGUCUCUGUUGCGAUUCAGGUGCGUGUCCAAGUCAUGGCGCUCUUUGAUCUCCGACCCCUACUUCAUCAAAACCCACCUCAAUCAAUCACUCGCAAAGUCUUCCAGCAUCCAAACACCACACAAUAUUCUAUUCAUAUCCUAUCCCUUCCGCCCAUACGGUCUCUACACCGCAAGUUUCAGAUCCGCCGACGACAACAACAUUGUAGUACAAAAGAUUGAUUUUUUAUUUCAGAGCAGCCCAGGAUGUCAAAUCAGAGGAUGUUAUAUCAUGGGUUCUUGCAAUGGGUUGAUAUGCAUUGAGGUAGAAUCUCUUCUUAUUAAAAGCUCUAAGCUUAAGCGAGAUACAUAUGUAUUCAAUCUUUCCACCAGGGAGUUGAGGCAAAUACCAGAUUGCGAUUAUUAUUUCCCUCCAUGCCUACAUAAGAUAGUUGGAUUUGGCUAUGACCAUUGCCAUGAUGACUACAAACUGGUGAACAUAGAUUGCGAUCGAAUAUUUGUAUAUUCAAUGAGAACCGAUUCUUGGAGAGUAGUUGAAGACUUCAAUAAUAAGAUGGAUUUUCGUGUUUUCCCGUAUGGGACACAGCUGAAUGGGGCCAUUCAUUGGCUUCGUAUUAAAAACCCUAAUUUUACAUAUAAGAUUGCUGCUUCUAGAAGAAUGGUGGACCCUAAAAUUACAUAUGAGAUUGCUGCUUUUAGAAUGGUGGAUGAGAAACUGCGGAUGUUUCCCUUGCCAAGUACUUGUGCCAACAUCAAUUUUCAUAAGGCGCCCCAAGUGGGGGUGUUUGAAGGAUGCCUUUGUAUAGUACCACCACCAGGUUGUGAUAGUGCAUUGUGGGUUAUGAAGGAAUAUGGGGUGGAGCAGUCUUGGACUAGAAUUGAUAUUAAGUUCCCAGUAGUUUCAGAUAUGUUGGCUUUGUUGAGGAAUGAAGCGCUGAUGGACUACACUAAGUUGGUUUUACACAACAGGAUAAAUAGGGAUGGUACUCUUGUCAUAUGGGACGGGGAAAAUGAAAAAGAUAUGUUUGAUUUUCAUGCGACCAUCUCUGUAGAUAGUCUCCUUUCACCCUUCAUGAAAAUGCAGGGAAAAGAGUCAAACUCAUCUGACACACCCGAGAUGAAUUGAGAGUUUUAUAUUCGGAGUUGCUGAGCUUUAGAACUUCAAUGAUGUUGAAGAUAUGGAUGAAAUGUUGCAAGAAUUGAAUCUUCUUGCAGGUUGGCAAAAUCUUAAAUAUUUGGAGCACAUCUUCUAGGUUGCUGAUCCUCACAGUUCGUUUCAUGCCAUUCUUUUCCGUAGUCUAUCAUGGGAUUCUGCAGGUCUUAAUUUUGUUGCUUCAAGUUCAUACAACCUGAGGAUGUAUUGAAGAAUCGGUUGGAGCGCACCUUCUGCAGCAGCAGCUUGUCAAAGGGUGUUGGUUCUUUACGUUUUAAAUUCUCCAUUCUAGUAAACACUACCUUUGCUCAAGUUAUGAUUGUUUUAGAUGUUGUUUUACUUCUCUAGUUUGUUUUAUUUAAUUUGAUGUCAUAGCAUCAUCGUUUGAAUGUAUGUCAUAAAGUCACUGUUCUCAGUCUAUUUUUCAUGAUAACAGGGGCAGCGAUUUUAUCUCGCUUUCUACCCUAUCUUCUGAUUGAUCUGUUUGUGCUGUUUUUGUAGUGGCAAUUCUACAUUAUUCAUGUUGGCGAGGUAGUCUAGAUUUAUAGUAUGUCUUAUGAAUUGCGCUGAUUCUCUUAUGUAGAUCUUUGACAUUCUCAUCUUCUGGUGUUGUCUUUACUCUUUAGCAAUGAUUCUAUAGAUCUUUGACAGAAUGGAUGUGUUUUCUUGUUGCACUGAAAGAUUUAGUUGGAUACACAUUGUAAGUCAUCUAAGAUACAAAUUAUGGUUUUUCAUGAUUCCCUAAUUCUGAUUACUUUGAACUUGCUAAUUUAAUUAGGGAACUUCACCUUGGAUUUUUCUUUUGCUUUGUGUACAAGUUGGCUCUUACAUAUAAUAUUGUUUUUGUUUACAAUACAAAUAAAGCAUGGACAUGUACAAAUUUUGGUUUCUUCUCUGGUUUAAAAUUUCUUUCAAUAAUCAUUCUGUAUUUACCAGUGUCUAUUUUUUUAUGUUCUGCAAUUUUUUAGUUUAUUUGCUGUUGUGCAUAAGGUUUUGAAUGUAUGCAUGCAAUUGUUGUUAUAGCCUAUAGGAUUAAAUUGUAACUAGCUGGGACGAUGUUGAAAUCUUCUUCUUGCAAAAUCCUGCUAUUUAUGGAUCUUCCGGUUGUCUGUCACUUGUUACCAUAGCUCACUGGCAUGAUUCGUUAGAAAGGACUCAUAUUAUCAUCAUUUAUUUAUGUUUUAGUUGGCUUACACUUUGUCAUUACUUUUCAUUAUCGAGUUCAAGUUAAAUGCAUCAUGCAUAAUCAAUGUUUGGUAGUUUUUCAUUUAUUUAUUUCUCAAUUUACAUGCACUUAGCAUGAUUAUGGUGAUGAAUGUAUCUAGCCUUGUUGCCAUUCACUUUUGUGUUUUUUGUUGUUGAUAAGAUGGUCUUUAGAUUUUCAAGGUGGAUGUGCAAAAAUUACUUUUCGGUUUAGUAUCAUUUUUGUUUGCAGUACACAUGGUUACUAAUAUAGAAAACAGAGCAUUAUAAGCCACAAGUUUUUUUCUUUGAUUUAAAUUUUUAUGAUGCUGUUCAUAUUGAAGAUGCGAGAUAUUUAGCUUCUCCUGAAAUUCAUUGUGCGCAGGAAGUGUGUGAAGGUGCUCAGAUCGUUUUUGUUUGUUCUUCUUUUGUGAAGUAUUACCAUGUGUUGGUUUAGUUCUUAGCUGUCUUUUCACUUGUCUAUGUUGGUCACUCAGCAAGACUCUCAUUAACUCUGGAGCUGCUAAGAGAAUGCAUUACCAUUUUUUUUUGGUUUAAUUAAUAUGUGUGAGUCUCAUGAGUAGAUGUUUUGGUGAUUUACUUUUUGUUGUUUUCGACAUUAUGAUCAAUCCAAGGACAUAGACUGUAACACGAAUGUAGUUCCUGCUGCCAAAAUGAAUGUAAUGCGGUCUUCAUUUAUUUUAGAUUCUUUAGCAUAUGUUUUCUCUGUUUCUGGUUUUGUGCAAUGGAUUCUUUAGGUUGUUUCGUAUUAUGUAUUCUCUGUUGAUUACUAUUUUGUUGCUUUUGACAUCAUGAGCAAACGAAGGACAGACUGUAACACUGCUGGAUUCCCCGCUGCUGAAAUGAAACGUAAUGGUGUCUUCACUUACAAUUGUUUUUUGGUUUAAUAAAUGUUUGUUAUCUCGAGUAGAUGCUGAUGGUUCUUUACUGUUUUGUUACUUUUGACAUCAUGAGCAAACAAAGGACAGACCGUAACGCGGCUGGACUGCCUGCUGUUGAAAUGAACGUAAUGUUGUCCUCGUUUACAAUUAUGUUUUGGUUUAGUAAGUAUUAUUCUCUUAAGUAGAUGUUUUGGUGUUUUUACUCUAUGUUUUUUUUUUUUGAACAUGACUAGAGUUCCUGCUGCCGAAAUGAAUGUAAAGGCAGUCUUCACUUAUACUAAGUUUCAUUAACAUGUUGUCUUUACAUUUUUUUGUUUUUUUUAAAAAUGGUUUUAUGUUAUUGGAUGUUUUUGUGCCAUGGUUACUAGUAUGUCCUUAUGUUCUUGUCUUGAACCGUCUUUCCAUUGUUUAGGAUGGAUUUGGGUGUUAGUAAAAGUAUGCGUUACAAUUAUUUUUUGGUUUAAUAUACAUGCUUGUCUCUUUAGUAGAUUUUGAUGGUUAUUUACUAUUUUGUUUCUUUUGACAUCACAAGCAAAACAACGAAAGACUGUAACUUGGUUGUAGUGCCCACCGCUGAAAUGAACGUAUUGUUGUCUUCAUUUACGUUAUGGUUCUUUAAUUCAUUUUCUUCACUUCUAGUUUGUUUUUAUAUAAUUUGAUGUUAUUGUGCCAUGUAUGUCCUGAAGCCACGGUGCUCGAAGUAGUCUCUUCUUUUUGUAAAGGUUCUGUGUAAUGCUGUGAUGAUUUUAAUUUUUUUAUUUGCCCAUUCUUCUGGUUCACAAGUAUGUGUUGUGUUUAGCAGUUCUUCUUAUUCAUGUAUGCGAGAUAGGUUAGGGAUUAAGUCUGUCUGAUUGUUUGUGCUGAUACUCUUUAUGUGGAUUGUGUCACUCUUCUCCAUGAAGCAGAUGAUUGUACUAUUUUGCUUUUGCUUUUCUGUUCAAGAUUUUGUUGAUCUCUAAUUCAAUAUGACGAUCUUUUAUUUCCAUUUGAAUUGGCUGUUUUUCAGAUGAUAGACUCUUAGGGUAACUUUCAUAUUUUUGUUGUGGUGAUUUGAAUUUGAUGUAGCAUAUGCUGGUGCAAAAUUUUAAGUCAAUGUUUCUUGGACUUGUUGUUUUAUUGGAGUUUCUGCUAAAUGAGUUUCUGGGUUUCAGUAAAGUUUAUUUUUUUGGUAAUGUUCUGACAGUUUCUUUGGAGCUUAGCAACUUCAGCAUGUUGAGCAAAAGAAGAUAUAUUGCAACGUUGUUUUUGUUUUUCCCUUUACGAUGGUGAUGCAUGCAUCAUUUUUUCCUUUCAUUAUCCAUACAAAUUUUCUUAUUUGGUUAUAUGGAUUUUGUGUGUCACAAUAGUGAAGAUUAUAUUUUGUUUCUGUCUUUAUUUUUAAGUGUUUCUGUUAGAUUUAAUAAAAAAAUAUUUUUGUUUUCUAAGACGAUAAUUCAUGUUUUGUUGAGUAGUAAUUGUCUCGGCGAUUGAUUGCCCUCUCUUCACUUUGAAGCUUUUGGUAAUGUCUUGUUAUUUGCUGUAUAACACCCUUACAGAAAAAAGGGUUUAAAAAUUACAGAGCGCUGUAAGACCUUAUGCUUCAGAAUCGUAUUUGUUUAAUUUUGGGCUAAAACUUUUAUUAUGCGCUAUGGAGAUGUGAAAAAACCAAAAAACAACACUAUUUCUGCUGAUUUCAACCUGUACAGGUUGUCGGAUCUGGAGAAGUGAAAUUUUUGGGUUUUCGCUGAAUUCACUCUGUGCAGGUAAUCAGUUUUUGCUUUCUUGGUAGUUGUAAGAUUUGUCUUCCGUGGGUAUCGGUUCUUAGGCCCUUGGCUUUAUGUUCAAUUUUUCAUUUCAUGUGACCCAUAAGAACGUGGUGAUUGAAUUUGAAUGAUGUUGAAAAUCAUCUGGGAUAAUUUUUGUGAUCUGUCACAUUCUUUUUACUUCAUAACACAUUCCGGGACACGCUUUCAUUGCUUGGUUGCUAUCAGCCAUAAGCUGAAAACCAGAGAUAAGCUUAUAGUCUCUCAGGCAGGAAUUUUGACAGAAUGUUCUCUUUAUUAUCCAGAGAAGAUGAGCAUCGCGACCACAUUUUCUUUAAUUGCUCCUACUCCAGCAAAGUUUGGCAAUUUUUCCCACAUUCAUGCGGGAUAUACUCGGUGAACAGGGUAUUGUGGCCAUUGCUAAUUGGAUAGCUAAUCUUUGGAACCCGGUAUCAAAGUCAAACAAAGCUAUGGCUUAUGAGUUAUGUUUUGCUGGGACAGUUUAUUACCUCUGGAGGGAGAGGAACAACGGAACCUUCUCAAACAAAUCGAGGACGGCAUUAGGUGCAAACUCUCUGUUGUUGUUCGGCACUCUGAUUGUACAACUUCGAGGUCUGUUGCUGCUGAUUGGAGCCUUCCAAGCUCGAUGAUCAUUGCUAAACUUCGUUGCUGGUCUUCUGUUUGUAUGCUAAACAUUCAUAGUUUAUUUACCCAAUAUAUAUAUAUAUAUAUAUAUAUAUAUAUAUAUAUAUAUAUGUUUUCAAGUUAGUGAGGUUGUUUUUAGAUUCAUGUGUUUAUUAUUAUGUUAUAUUCCUCUUAC